Messenger RNA from Uloborus diversus, 2118 nucleotides. RefSeq lists its product as uncharacterized. The transcript has a single exon. Lineage: Eukaryota; Metazoa; Arthropoda; Arachnida; Araneae; Uloboridae. The coding region runs from base 1 to 2118 and encodes 705 amino acids. The record is from RefSeq and is a predicted model, not a curated record.
AUGACGGACCUCAACAUUUUGAACCGAAGACGAGGAGGUCUCAAAGGACAAGUCACGCGGUUGCUAUCAUUUAUAGGAAGUGAUAUCGACGCAAUGGACUCGACGGAAAUCGAGUGCAAACUUGAACAUGUGCAAGCUCUAGAAACCAAAUUCGAGCAGCUGAAAUUGGAUUACUAUUCAGUGCUGAAGGAUGAGGAAUUGGACGAAAAUGAAAAGAUUUUCAUUGAUCUCGAAGAAGAAUUAGAAAAAAUAGAAGUCGCCCUCAAGCGCAAGUUCAAGCAGCUGAACAACAAUAUUUCGCGCUCCUUUAAUGAUGCACCACCUAACUCAACAAUCAGUAUCCGGCUUCCCGAAAUAUCACUUCCAAAAUUUAACGGUAAAUAUGAAGAAUGGUUCCUCUUCAAAGAACAAUUUAACUCCAUCAUCAAUAGCAACUCUUCCCUCUCAGAUUCACAAAAACUGUAUUACCUGAAAUCAUCACUUAUCGGCCGCGCAAAAGAAAUAGAAACAAUAGAUGAUACCUACCAGUCCCUGUUGAAAGCCUUGACUGAGAGGUUCGAAAAUAAGAGACUAAUUGUAAACAGUCAUGUACAAGAGCUGUUAAACAUCCAGAAAAUAACUCAUGAGUCAGCAGACGAGCUGAGAAAUCUUGUGGACAAGAUUCACAAGCAUUUGCGUGCCCUCCAGCAAAUGGAUCUGCAAUGUAAUGAUUUUACAGAAGUUUUACUCCUAAACAUAUUUCUUCAAAAGGUGGAUGCAGAGUCACGAAAGCAAUUUGAGAUGUCCUUAACCUCUACAGACCUCCCAAAAUGGAGCAAUUUUGUUCAACUCUUAGAAAAGAGGCAUCAUUUUUUGGAGAACUCUCAAAUUCAAUACACUUCACAAAUAGAACCCAGAUUAACCCAAAAAACAUCUAUAAGCAGUGUAAAUAAGCCAUUGCCGUUGAACAGUUGUAAAUUGUGCAGUGCUUCACAUAAUCUGCAUAAUUGUGAAGAAUUCAAGCGUCUAAAUGUCAAACAAAGGUAUGACCUAGUGCGGAAAAACAAUUUGUGCUUAAAUUGUUUUGGAUUCUCUCACCGAGUACAAGAUUGCAAAUCUAAGAACAGCUGCCGACAGUGUUCACAAAGGCACCACUCUUUACUACACAAGGACAGCUCGACCGGAAAUUCCCAUGCAUUCAUCCUCAACCCCCAUGGCGAACGAAGCGCAAUUUCUUCUCCACAAUUUGCCUCAAGCAAUACAGGUGUUGAAAACCCCUCACUCGAGCGGGGGAAGAACAGAGACACUUGUUUACUUUCAAGUCGUAAAGCUAUCCUACUGUCAACUGUUAUCAUCUACUUAACAGAUGACUCAAAGGUGAUGCGGCCCUUUCGGGCGCUGAUGGAUGCUGGAUCGAUGUCGAAUUUCGUCACCACAAAUUGUUUGAAUCAAAUAAAGGUUAAAACCUCAAGAACAAAUAUGGCUGUGUCGGGUUUAAAUGGCAUGUCAAUGACGCUACGAAAGAAAUUUCAUGUCACUGUAUCAAAUUUAAAUAGGGAUUUCGUGCGAACUCUUGAAUUUUUAUCGGUGCCCAAAAUAACUGAUGUUACCCCCUCAACAUACCUAGAUGUGUCAAGAUUUAAUUGGCCGGCUGGAAUCCAGUUAGCUGAUCCCGAAUUCAACUGCCCCGGAAAAAUUGAUGUUCUGCUUGGUGCCGAAGUGUUUUUUGAAAUGCUAAGGCCUGAGAGGAUUUUUCUUAAUCCGGGAAAUGUGAUACUCCAAGAUUCAGUAUUUGGAUUCAUAGUGAAUGGAGCCAUUGACAAUACCCCAGGAAAUCAGUCCAGUUAUUGCGGUAUGGUUUUAGAAGAAGAAGAGUUAAACAACAAAAUAAAGACGUUCUGGGAAAUCGAGAACGUCUCUGAAGAGGAAAAAAUCAAAGGCAGCGACGAGCAGUUUUGUGAGCAGCAUUUUCUGGAAACUCAUACUCGCACUAAUACUGUACAAUACGUGAUGCAAUUGCCAUCAAAGGAAGAAAUAAAAUUAAGUGAAUCCAAGCAAUCCGCUCUGAGGGAAUUUGAUGCACCACAGUCUGCCUCACAACAGCAACAACAGUCUGUGUGGUACAGCAGUUCCUUUUAA